UGCCCAGAGGAAGGGGGAAGCCAGGACCUGUUUGGGGGCCCAGCCCCCAAUCCCACCUAGCAGAGGAAGCCAAGGUCAGGGCAGCCGUGAUUGCUCCCUGGUCCUGGAGAGGAAACUGCAGCAAGAGUCGGGGUUGGACCCAGGAAGACACAACCAGAGGUUCCCAGAGAAGUGUCACCAAGCCUGUGGAGGGUCACGUCUGAGGAAGGUCCGCUCUGCAUGCCCUGUGCCUGAUGAAGGAAGGACAAGAUGAAAUCCACCAAGUGCAUGUGAGGAACUCAGAUUAGACAACAGGAACUUGGAUUUGAGAAGCACUAGGCUCAAAUUCCAGGUUAUUUGUCAGAGUUAGGAAGCAGCUAUGCGCAGACCACCGAGUCUGGCCAGAAGGUACGGCCUGUAGUUCACGCAUUAAUAGAGGAGUCCAACUCAACGACCUCGAGGAUCCUGUCCUGAUCUCAGAUUCUUUGUUAGAGCUCACAGAUUGAGUGGGUCCUGGAAGAGAAGUUAGGAUGGACCACAGCCUCCUUCCUGCCCCUCCCACCAACAAUUCUGUCAUCCUAGAGACAGGAGAAUAAGAUCCCCCCAAACAUAUUGGUCCCUCAGCUUCUGCUCCUCGAGAGGGUCCCUUGGCACAAGUGUCAGCCAGACCAGGACCCCUCAGGAGGUGGUCCUGGGAAGAGACCAAGAGAAGGACCAGGAUGUGCUCAUGAACUGCAGAUAAGAGAUACCCACACUCAGGGCUCAGAAAGAGAUUUUCAGCUGAUGAAGAACUAGGAGGCUCAAACACCAUCCUGUCUGGGUCUAGGACGAGUGACUUGGAGAGAGUGCUCUUCCCUGGCAGGACAGGAUGGCCCAAGAGCUUAACGAGAAGGACCUGCUGAGGAUGGAGGUGGAACAGCUGAAGAGGGAAAUGAAGAAUUCGAGAUUGCCAAUUUCCCAGACAGGAAAGGAAAUCAAGGAUUAUGUGGAGGCUCAAGCAGGAAAUGACCCUCUUCUCAAAGGCAUCCCUGAGGAUAAGAAUCCCUUCAGAGAGAAAGGCGCCUGCAUGAUAAGCUGAUGACAUCAGAGCCCAUCACUUGGAAUGUCGGUCCCUCCUCACUGAGGACCAAGUAUCCUCGGACACUCAGGCAGCCAGUGAAUUUUCACCUUCUCCUCAUCAUAGAAUGAGUAAAGAUACCUGAAUGAAUGCACUGUGCAUCUAUUCCCAACCCACCCCUCCGCUCUUCUGUUACUCCGCCCCCUCUGGGUCCCUGCUGACCCAGCUGAGGAAUACUCUAAGAAGAGCUACCCUGGCUGAACAGCUGGCACCAGGGGUGGCAGGGGGUGGAGAGCCAUCCUUAGGAGGCACUUGCUUCUCCUUAGAACCCAUCCAUUUUUCCCUUCCACUUUCUUCCUAGAAAAAAGUGUUUCCCUAAUAGAAUAGUUUGGGUUUGGAGCCCAGGUCAGGGUGUUCCUUCUCCCCCAUCUCAUGUCCUAUCCUGUGGCCCUCUUCCCAGCCAUUUAGAUCACUCCAGCU
Nycticebus coucang (slow loris) is the source of this 1516-nucleotide messenger RNA. RefSeq names its product G protein subunit gamma transducin 2 (gene GNGT2). The coding region runs from base 848 to 1057 and encodes 69 amino acids. NCBI's taxonomy places the organism in Eukaryota, Metazoa, Chordata, Mammalia, Primates, Lorisidae. The record is from RefSeq and is a predicted model, not a curated record. Gene Ontology annotation, cellular component: heterotrimeric G-protein complex. Gene Ontology annotation, molecular function: G-protein beta-subunit binding. The transcript is spliced from 5 exons. Gene Ontology annotation, biological process: G protein-coupled receptor signaling pathway.